Messenger RNA from Closterium sp. NIES-67, 2876 nucleotides. The record is from the annotation of a GenBank genome assembly. NCBI's taxonomy places the organism in Eukaryota, Viridiplantae, Streptophyta, Zygnematophyceae, Desmidiales, Closteriaceae.
ACAUUUUCCUUACUGAGUGGAAGCGUUGACCACUACCGCCAUCCGCGGAUGGGGCGGACGAGCCUGACGAGUGGUAGCGAAGGCUUUCGCAACAACGGCAGCAGCAGCACGAGCAACUUGUACCACGUCGUACGCGAUAUAAAGCGCGCCGAGUCCACCGUGUACAACGCGCUGCGCUCGAUCCUUCUAGACGCGUCGUUCGUUCGCGAGAUCCACUCCCUCUGGCCGACGUUACCGUUGCUUCCCAACCUGCGCUGCGGGCUGUGGUACGCGCCGCCUGAUGACGUGGCUGCCACGUGUUACUUCAAGUCGACGGAUGGGCACACGGGGAACUGGGAUUUCAGCGUGACGCGGAUGAACCUCCACGUGGCAAAUAUCGCAGCGCGCAGCGGCGGCGCAAUGAUAGUGGACGCGACGCGGCGGGGGAAGGUUUUUCCUGACAGCCUGUCCAAGACCAUCCCCAUAUGGGCGUGCGUCGUGAACCGCGCCGGUGGGGAAGGCAGGGCGCAUGGGGAAGGCAGGGCGCAAGGGGACGCCUUAGAUCGCAGCAAGGGCCCAGAGCAGAAGAAGCAUGCUGCAGUCGGAGUCACCUCACAGCCACAGGAAGCGACUGCCCGGGAGGGUUGUCAUAUUCCUCUGGAGCAAUCGCCUUGGGAGAAUGCGCCCUGGGAGAAUUCACCUGGGGAGAAUGCACCUGGGGAGAAUGCACCUGCGGAGAAUGCACCUGGGGAGAAUGUACCCGGGGAGAAUGCGCCCUGGGACGACGCACUGCACCUGCCGCGGUGGGUGUCGAGCACGGAGCAGGCGAGCAUAGAGCAGCGGAUAGACGCGUGGGUGGAGCGGCUCCUGCUCGUCGCGCCCCCUGCUGCCAUUGACCGCCUGGCGUUCGGGGAGGUUGAGGGGGAGGCGGGGGAGAAGGGGGAGGGGAUUCGGGAAGGGCGAGAGGCAACAGGAGGGGCAGGAGAAUGGGAAGGUAGCAGGAGAGACAGCAACAGCUGCACCAGCAGCAGCAGCGCCACCACCACCAGAACCACCAGCAGCACCACCAGCAGCACCACCAGCAGGUGUGGUCGACUGCAGAAGCCGCUGCGAGUGCUGUGGGUAUCUCAAGUGUCUCUCAUCUGGACCAACGAGGUGCCCCUUCCCGACUCCCUCCCCUUCACCCCGCUCCUCCUCGUCUCCGCCUCCGCCCCCUCCCCCUCCGGCUGCCCCCCCCCCUGCCCCUCUCUGCUUAUAGGCGCGGAGAUGGGGGAGAUGGGGAGAAUAUGGGGAGGGGAGAGGGAGAAGGGGGCCGAGAUCGGAGCACAGGACAGGAGAAGUAAGGAGGGGGAGAGGGGGGGGGGAGGAGAAGGAGAGGGGAAUGAGGGUGAGCGCAGUGACAGUGACAAUGAGGGUGAUGGUGAUGGUGAUGGUGAUGAUGAUGAUGCUGAUGAUGGUGAUGAUGCUGCUACCUCAUGGCAAGAUGAGCCAUGGACGUACAUCCAGGGGGCGGGGGAUGACGAGGAGAGCUGGGCGAGGGGGUUGACUCCACAGCUGUUCUGGAGGAAUUGGAGGGAGGUGCUGGGGGCCGGGAGGAGAGGGUGCAACGCCGCUGUGGCUGGAGUGGUGGAGAGAGAGAGAGUGAGGAGGCAGAGGAGAGGGGAGCACGCCCCUCAGGUGAGAGUGAGAGAGAGGGGAAGGAAGGAGAGGGGGGGGGUGGAGAGGGGAGGAGAGAGAUGCGGAGGGGCAAGGGAGAAGGGAAUGAUUCUUGGCAGGGAAGUGGCAGAUCUGUCUGGUGAGGGUUUGGUAUUGGAGGGAACUCAAGGUUUGGCAGGUGAUGUGGUUAAGGGAGUGAGAGGGAUCGAUCAGCAGCAGCAACGCCAAGAGCAGCACCACCAACAGCAACAGGAACAGCAGCAGCAGCAGCUCCAGCAGCAGAACCAGCAGCAGCAGCAGCAGCAGCAGCAGGAGAAGAAGCAGAAGGAGCAGGGUAUGGUGGGCAGCCGUGCUGAGCAAGGGAGGCGUGGAGAGAGAGGAAGCAGUGAGCAUGCUGCUGAUGGUUGUAGUGGUGCUACUGUGCACUGGAUUGCGCAACUGCCCGUUGCUGUUGCCGCUGCCGCAGCGCACGUCACCCCAUCCAUGCCCCUUCCUCUGGCGGUGAUUGCAUGUGGAGUGGACUUGCCUCACGGGCUCCGGGCGCUGCUGGACAGCCAGACGCAGGAACAUGGCACAGAGAGUGGGGGAGAGAUUGGGAAGGAGAACGACAGGGAGAGUGGGAAGGAGGGUGGCAACGGGCUGGCAAUGAAGCAGCAACAGCAGCAGGGUGGGGAAGGUGUCUACGAGGAGCAAUGGCACCUUUACUUUCCCCUUAAGUCAUCCAAGUACGACCGCCUGUGCAUCGCCCGCCAUGUGCCAGCUGCUGUGGCCUUUGCUCGCAAGCACCUGGCUCUCCGCCACCGCCUGCUGCUCAUCUGUCCUGACGGUGUGGACUUGAGUGUGUGUAUCUGUGCCGCUCUCCUGUUGGCCCUGCCUCAGCCCCUCGCCCAUCCCUCAUCAGCACCAGCAGCACCAGCAGCACCAGUGUCCCCCAGCGCCCAGUCUGCUUCCUCUCCGCACUUCCCGCUCACCAAGGAUGGGCUCAAAGCGUGUCUGGCCUUCCUAUGCUCGCAUGUCCCGGCAGCCAUGCCCUCCAGGGGCAACCUGAAACAGGUGCUGCAGGCGCUAUUGCCCUCAACCCAUGGCUGUGUAGGGGACUACUAACACAGGCCUCAUGUCACACGUGGCUCCAUGAGCCCCAGAUGUUAUGGUCCUCAAGUUAUCCACAAUCCUUUGUGAGCAUACCUUGCUUGGACUGGCAACCGACCGGCUGACACUUGACAUGACACACUAAGUAUCAC